This is a messenger RNA of Owenia fusiformis, 1561 nucleotides long. Lineage: Eukaryota; Metazoa; Annelida; Polychaeta; Sabellida; Oweniidae. The record is from the annotation of a GenBank genome assembly.
UUCGAAAAGUUUGAAAUCUUUUAUUCCAGACCGGAAAUGGCUGCUCAGCACUUACAUCAUGUUGAAAUAGGAGUAAAAAACUUGGAUUUAUCCCUGAAAGCAUUUACUGAACAGUUUCAAUUUGAAUUGAUAGCUACACGAGAAACCAAGGCAUCGAAACAAUGUGUGUUGAAAGCUGGUUCUUCAAUAGUUGUGCUCACAGACCUAAUGAAAAAUCAUAAAAUAAAUUUUACAAAAAAUGCAGACGAUGCAUCAGGGGUGAUAAUUGAUGAUUUCAUUUAUGACUGGAGUUCACAUUUUCAUCAAGUAACUUCAGACAAUAAUAGAGUUGCUAUUGAUUCGGUUUUCAAUGUUGCUUUAGAGGUAAAGAACAUCGAUAAAUGUAUUGCUAAUGUGACUCAAAAUGGGGGUGUCGUCCUACAACCUAACAAAUCCAUUUCUGACUCUAAUGGCAGAAUCAAGUAUGCAAUCAUUAAGUCCUGUAUUGGGAAUGUGACACACACUUUGCUCGAGACUAAGGAUUAUUCUGGUGUGUUCCUGCCUGGAUUUGAUAUAGAACAUCCAUUUGACAAUUCAGAAAGGAAAUCCAACCUAAUCACGCAUGUUGAUCAUGUUGCUUGUGUAGUGCCUAUUGGCUGUUCAAAUGCUGUACAAGAUUGGUAUGAACGAUGCUUCAAAAUGAAGCGAUUUGUUGUGAACAGUGAAGAAGAUAUUCUAGAUGGCUACGUUAUCAAGGACAUGGGGGUUGGUAUGAAACUGAUGGCACUGGAAUACUGGAAAUGUUCUGAGGUUGGUUUACAAUCUCAACAUGAAGAUGGUCUAAAAUUAGUUUUAGCAGAACCAUUACCCGGUGAAGGGACAAAUCAAUUGACUACGUUCUUAGAGGAGCACGGCGGGCCAGGUGUCCAGCAUAUUGGAUUUCUGACAAAUGACAUCACGGGCACUGUAUCCGUACUUCAGAAGCGUGGAGUGGACUUUCUACACCCACCCCAUACUUACUAUUCUGAGAUUGGUAAGUUAGAUGAGAUGCUCUCGGUAGGUGCUGAUGUAAAAGCCCUCGAGGAACUUGGAAUUCUACUCGAUAGUGAGGCUGAUGCAGAAAAUGAUAAGCAGAAAGCCAGGUACCUACUUCAAAAGUUUACAAAACCAAUAUUUGAUCGAAACACAUUCUUCUUGGAGAUAUUACAAAGAUGUGGAGCAACAGGAUUUGGUGCGGGGAACAUCUCUGCCCUCUGGCGGGCAGUCCAAGCUUUUCUUAGCGAAAAUAAAUUGGCAGAAAAUAAACAAUAAACACAACCUAUGAGAAUACAAAAAAUAGAUCUUCCAAGAUGUACUGGUUAGCUUCCGAUGUAAUGGUUGUGCUUCCAUUUUAUAGAGUUUGAUGGGAUCUGAUUGACUUGAAUCUCACAUAUUCAUUAAGAAUAUUUACACUUACACACUGUAUGAAAAGCUGAUCCAAAACCAACAAGGUUUGAUAGAUCCACAUGUAUUUUGAAUCUCACAAUAUUUUCACUUUCAUAAUAUUUACACUCACAAUAUUUUCACAUUCAUAAUAUUUACA